UGUUUUCGAAUAGCGCAUGCGCGUCGAGCCAAAUAGGAAGCAGCGUAGACGAGUUUGGUGAAUAACGUCUAUGUGGACAGCAGAAUGAAAGCGUUUGCUUUAGAAUAAUUUUAGUGGGUUUAUGUUGUCGUGGAGAAAGAGAGCCUCUUUAAAAUGGAAGGUUGACAGUUUGAAAGGACGUCAGUAUAAUUUAAUGUUAUUGUAUGUAUUAAAGACUGAGCGACAAUGAUGUCAAGAUGCGACCCGACACAAACCGAGACCAAGGAGCCCGUGGUGGAGUCUAACUUUCACUUACAGGACCCUCCAAAGAUAUUAUUUGACAGGAAUCGGACAGGUUUGGAGUUUGCAGCGAACCCUGGAGUCGCCGUUCGUAUUUCGGGCUCUUGUGAAAGCAUCUUGACAGAGCUGGAGGCGGACGGCUCCGGCGAAGAGACGCUGUUGUUACCGUGCUUAACAGGGAGCUCGUCAUCUCCGCGAGGUGUACGAGAGAAGCGGAGCAGGCGGAACAGACACAGCUCGUCGUCCGAUAAAGACGCCUUGGCCUCCCCAGGGGCCAACAGUGGGGACUUCAAUCAUUUCCCUGACGAUCCUGAGUUUGCAGAUAUUAUACAAAAGGUGGAACAAGCUAUUGAGAAUGGCGUCUUUCCAGAGAGGAUUUCCCAGGGUUCCAGUGGGAGCUACUUUGUCAAAGACCCAAAAGGGAAAAUCGUUGGUGUCUUCAAACCAAAGUCAGAGGAACCUUAUGGUCACCUGAACCCUAAAUGGACCAAAUAUUUUCACAAGCUCUGCUGCCCGUGUUGUUUUGGCCGAGGCUGCUUGGUGCCUAACCAGGGUUACCUCUCAGAGGCUGCUGCUUCGCUGGUUGAUACCAAGCUUGGACUGGGAGUGGUGCCCAGAACCAAGGUGGUUUAUCUGGCUAGUGAGACCUUCCACUACAGUCCCAUUGACAGAGCGAAGUCCAAGGGGAAGAAGUACGCCUUAGAGAAAGUCCCCAAAGUGGCAAGACACUUCCACAGAGUGGGCCUGCCCCCCAAGGUGGGUUCAUUUCAGCUGUUUGUGGAGGGCUACCAUGAGGCAGUCCAUUGGCUGCGGCGCUUUGAGACAGAACCUCUGCCAGAGAACAUCAGGAAGCAGCUGCAGUCCCAGUUUGAGCGUCUGGUGGUGUUAGACUACGUUAUCAGAAACACAGAUCGUGGUAAUGACAACUGGUUGAUAAAGUAUGAGAAGCCAGGAGACGGAGCUGAAGGAGAUGGACAAAAGGAUGCAGAGUGGCCAGAGGGCUGUCCAGACUGCUGCAUCAAGAUCGCUGCGAUCGAUAAUGGCCUGGCCUUCCCCUUUAAACACCCAGAUGAAUGGAGAGCCUACCCAUUCCACUGGGCAUGGCUCCCCCAGGCUAAGGUAGCCUUCUCCCAGGAGACCAGAGAACUGGUGCUGUCCCGCCUCUCGGACAUGAACUUUGUCCAGGACCUCUGUGAGGACCUGUAUGAGAUGUUCAAGACGGAUAAAGGAUUUGACAAACCCAUGUUUGAGAGACAGAUGUCUGUUAUGAGGGGACAGGUGUUGAACCUGACUCAAGCAUUGAAGGACGGGAAGAGCCCCCUCCAGCUGGUGCAGAUGCCUCGGGUGGUGGUGGAGCGCAGCCGUUCAGGGGGCCAGGGGCGUGUAGUUACACUGGGCAAUGCCUUCACACAAACCUUCCACUGCAAGCGGCCCAUUUUCUCCUCCUGGUAGUCAGAAAAAGGUGAGGAGGGGGAGCUGAGGAGAGGCUUGA
Monopterus albus (swamp eel) is the source of this 1771-nucleotide messenger RNA. RefSeq names its product phosphatidylinositol 4-kinase type 2 beta (gene pi4k2b). The coding region runs from base 226 to 1731 and encodes 501 amino acids. Gene Ontology annotation, cellular component: endosome; plasma membrane; trans-Golgi network. The transcript has 11 exons. The record is from RefSeq and is a predicted model, not a curated record. Gene Ontology annotation, biological process: endosome organization; Golgi organization; phosphatidylinositol phosphate biosynthetic process. Gene Ontology annotation, molecular function: 1-phosphatidylinositol 4-kinase activity. NCBI's taxonomy places the organism in Eukaryota, Metazoa, Chordata, Actinopteri, Synbranchiformes, Synbranchidae.